AUGGAGGCGGAACGCUACGAGUAUAUGCAAGAGUAUACACAGAUAUACGAUUUUCCUGGGAAAUCGAAAAGUGCUGUAUGGAAGGACUUUGGAUUUUAUAAAUCACCCGAUACUGGGUGUUUAGACAAAACCAGUGCUGUGUGUAAGAUCUGCUGCGCUCUCGUGAAAUACUGUGGCAACACAACAAACCUCCAUACCCAUCUCGCCAAACAUCGACCGAAACAGUACUGCAGGACCAUCAAAUAUGACGACGUCGUCAUGUCUAUCGACGAAUCCAGCUUUAAUCGUGGCGGAAGUAUCGGGUCAUCCCGUAGUCCCCCAAACUCCGAGACAGUGACCGCGACGAUCACGUGUGGGUCUCCCCCGGGGAACUUCCCGACGGUACAGACCAUGUUGAUGAACAGCAAUCAUGCCCAGGCACUAAACAAUUCAUUGACAGAGUACCUGAUAUCGAAUCUACUUCCGCCCAGCAUGGUGGAUAACACCGCCUUCCGGAACAUGAUGAGAGUAGCCGACCAGGGGUAUAAUAUGCCCCCGAGUCAAUACUUCGCCGAAUCAGUUAUUCCACAGCGUUACAACGAAAUAAAGCAAAACAUUCAAGGACUACUGGCAAAUACAGAAAAUGUAACGAUAUCGUCCGACGUGUGGAGAUCAAACAUUACCGAUACAGAGUACGUAACGCUUGUAGUACACGUUAUAGACUGUAACUGGGAAACACAUUCCUUUACGCUUUGCACACUGGAAAUGGACGAGGACUCUAACCGAAUGUCCACAACUCUACAAACUUUACUGCAGCAAUGGAGAGUUCCGGCGGCACCGAUUAUGGUGACUAACAGUGACUCAAGGGUAAAAUCUGCAACCGAUAUUCUUGGUAUUAGGAACAUUUCCUGUCUUGGCAAUGCCAUAAAUAUGGCAGCUAAUGAUGUGCUGUCAUCAACAGGAGUGUCAAGUGCCAUUGCGAAUUGUCGAAACUUUAUUAAGGCGUUGAAUCGAAACGGUCACGACAAGGCAAAAUUCAGAAAGACGCAACCGGAAGCAGAAGAUAUUGAACUCGACAUAACCGGGAAAUGGACAACCACAUUUGACAUGUUGCUUAAAAUAUGCAAGAAAAACGAAGCGAUUCAGUCUAUCGAACAGAGUGACAUUUUCAGCGCAGACAUCAAGGCACAUGUCCCGGAUUCGGAAUCGAUUGAAAAAGCGAAAUCGAUCAAAAAUGUUUUAAGACCGCUUAGAAUGGCUGCCAAACUCCUGUCGGACCAGGGACCGUCGACCGCUUCCAUGAUACUUCCGGUACUGCGCAAACUCCAGUUGACUUUAGCUGUUAAGGAUGAAGACCAAGACUAUAGUACACAACUAAAGCGAAGGAUACUAGAUAUUCUAGCGAACUUGUAUCAGGACUCUAAUGUCAGAGAAUGCUUAUUAGUCAGCUCUAUUCUUGAUCCUAGAUACAAAGAUUUGAAUUUCGUUGAUGCAACCGAGCGCAAACAAGGCAGAGCUGAGCUUGCUGAUGAGGCAACCGUACUGUACCGAAAAAGCAAGGGUGAACAUCAUGUUGAUUUGAUAGGAUGUGACAUUAAACGUGAACCGGGGUUAGAAAGUACUUGUGCUUCUGUCUCAAAUAGCUCUAACGCUGCGCAAAUGUUCAAAGAAGCUUCGCCUGCAAAACGUCCACGAAUCGAACAGGACAUUGGCGACGAUGACGAUUGGCUUGCGGAUGUUGUGUGUAUAAAACCCGAACCCAAAAAGAAUAAAACGUCACUCGAGGAAACGGUACUAGCAGAGAUUGACCGAUACGUGUCUACAGAACAGACGACGACUCCACCAUUACAGUGGUGGAAGAAUCGAGAGGCAAUGUACCCAAUAUUGUCCAGACUGGUAAAGAAAUACCUGUGUAUAGGGGCCACUAACGAACAGUAUGACAGAACUGUCAGUUCGGACCUUCAACAAAGAGCAUGGUUUAAUCAGCGCGCAAUGCUACCACGGGACUGUGUCGAUAAGAUGGUGUUCCUCAACAAAAACUUCUUUAAAUUCUAG
This is a messenger RNA of Pecten maximus, 2034 nucleotides long. Its product is annotated as zinc finger BED domain-containing protein 1-like. Lineage: Eukaryota; Metazoa; Mollusca; Bivalvia; Pectinida; Pectinidae. The record is from RefSeq and is a predicted model, not a curated record. Bases 1 to 2034 code for a protein of 677 amino acids. The transcript has a single exon. Gene Ontology annotation, molecular function: protein dimerization activity.